Tachyglossus aculeatus (Australian echidna) is the source of this 1142-nucleotide messenger RNA. It is a transcript of the gene NCBP2, whose product is annotated as nuclear cap binding protein subunit 2. Gene Ontology annotation, cellular component: nuclear cap binding complex. Gene Ontology annotation, molecular function: RNA cap binding. The record is from RefSeq and is a predicted model, not a curated record. Bases 17 to 487 code for a protein of 156 amino acids. The transcript is spliced from 4 exons. Gene Ontology annotation, biological process: mRNA cis splicing, via spliceosome. NCBI's taxonomy places the organism in Eukaryota, Metazoa, Chordata, Mammalia, Monotremata, Tachyglossidae.
UCCGGGGCCGUCCGCCAUGUCCGCCACCCUGCUCAACGCGCUGCGCAGCGACUCCUACGUGGAGCUCAGCCAGUACCGGGACCAGCACUUCAGGGGCAAUAAACAGGAUCAGGAAAAGCUGCUGUUGAAGAGCUGCACCUUGUACGUGGGCAAUCUCUCCUUUUAUACGACCGAAGAGCAGAUCUACGAGCUGUUCGGCAAAAGCGGAGACAUCAAGAAGAUCGUCAUGGGCCUGGACAAAGUGAAAAAAACCGCCUGCGGCUUCUGUUUCGUUGAAUAUUACUCCCGAGGAGACGCGGAGAACGCCAUGCGCUACAUCAACGGGACCCGGCUGGACGACCGCAUCAUCCGCACGGACUGGGACGCCGGCUUCAAAGAGGGCCGGCAGUACGGGCGCGGCCGGUCCGGGGGCCAGGUACGGGAUGAAUAUCGGCAAGAUUACGACGCCGGCAGAGGCGGCUACGGCAAGAUCGUACAGAGUCACUGAAGAGGAGACCCCGCCACUUCGGACACCUGGUGGCCCACCGCUCAGUCGGUGAAGACACGGAAGCUCUGAACUUAUUUAUAACGAACUAAUUUAUUUCCCUCUUUCAGAAAGUGUGUGUGUGUUGGGGGGGGAAAAGGCCCUUGACUUGCCACUCGGAAAAGAGCAUCAGUCGGUGCCUUUCCGCCACAUGGUAGGGUUUGUAUUUGAGAAGCGCUACGACGGCGAUGGUCGAGCGUCACGGCCCAAACCUCUUCAGGAGACUCGCCAAACGGGGUUUACGGCGGUAGAUGAAUUUGGAGAAUCGGGCCAAGGGGAUGAUGCGUCGCAGAAACGCUUUGACUGUGAACCUCCUCUUUGUUUCCGAGAUUCCUAAACUGUUUGUUUUUUUUUUGGGGGGGGGGGAGGGAUAUGGGGGCUGCUUCCUUUUGCAUUCAGUUUACCUUAGUCCACAUUAUCUGAUGGCAAGUAAGGCCAUCAGGUAGUGGGUUGGCGAGGGGGGAAUGCUUUUACUAGCCCGGAGAAAUGGCUUCCUCGAACCGGGUGCCCAAAAGGAAGCAGGGUAGUAAACUGACUAGCUUGGGCUGAUGCUUAGGAUUUUUUUUAAGCCCCUUUUCAACCGAAGCCCAGUCUAAUAAAUCGAACUUUCUAAUUUUUA